This is a messenger RNA of Trifolium pratense (red clover), 598 nucleotides long. RefSeq names its product beta-glucuronosyltransferase GlcAT14A-like. Gene Ontology annotation, cellular component: membrane. Gene Ontology annotation, molecular function: glucuronosyltransferase activity. Lineage: Eukaryota; Viridiplantae; Streptophyta; Magnoliopsida; Fabales; Fabaceae. Bases 1 to 582 code for a protein of 193 amino acids. The record is from RefSeq and is a predicted model, not a curated record. The transcript has 2 exons.
AUGGAAGUUGCAUACUUCUUAGAAGGAUGUUCGCCAUGGAUGAUUCUUACAAGAUCUUUUAUGGAGUAUUGUGUGAAUGGAUGGGACAAUUUACCAAGAAGGCUACUAAUGUUUUUCAGCAAUGUAACUUAUCCUAUGAAAACUUAUUUCCACACAGUCCUAUGUAACUCUCAAGAGUUCAAUAACACAAUAGUAGACAAUAAUCUAAUUUAUAGUCUCUUUGAUAAUGAUCCAUCAGAAUCUCAAUUACUUGAUAUGUCACACUAUGAUACAAUGAUGGAAAUUGGUGCUGCAUUUGCACGUCCAUUUGGUGAAGAUGAACUUGUUCUAGAGAAAAUUGAUGAUUUAGUUCUUAAUAGAACUUUUAAUGGUUUUGUUCAAGGAGAGUGGUGUUCAAAUUCAAAUUUAGAGAUAAAUAAAACUACAAAGGUUUUAGAAAUUGAGGAAGGUAUGUGUUCAAUAUCUGGUAAUAUUGAUGUUGUAAAGCCAGGAUUGUUUGGAAUCAAACUUAGAACUCUAUUAGGUGAAAUUGUUAGUAGUGGAAGAUAUAGAACUAGUCAAUGUCAAUUACAAUUGGUGUGACAAAAAAUGUACAAUG